UAAUUAUUUUUUAUUUUUUAUUUUUAUGGUUUUUAUAGCCCAGCAUGGAAAAAUCGUGAAAAAUAGGAUGGGGUAGCACAGCGGAGUUAUUUACAGGUAUCAAAUCCCAGCAGGAAUCUCUUACACAAAAGACUGACAUAAGAGAGAAUUGGUGCACUAGAUUCUUCUAUAAAACAACACACUGACAUAGCAUAGAAUGAGUAAACAAACAGGGGCUCUCUUCCAUAUAAAGUUUAUCUGACUACGUUUCUUAUAUCUCAUCAUCACCAAAAACGACUUAUUUCUUGUUUCCCUUUAGAUAAUACGUCAUAGUGCUUUCUUUUAAUUCCAUAGAAGAAAUGAGCUUGCUGCCCCAAAUAUUGUAACCAAAACUACAAUACUACAUAAAGGUUCUAUCUUUUUAUCUUUUGCAUACAAAAUCGUAAAAUCUUAACAAAAGGCUACUACUCAUCAGUAAUUUUUCAAUCUUUUGAAGUUGAUCAACCAUGUCUCGUGGUCCUGUGGGAGACAGUAGCCAGCAGCAACUAUUUUCAUCAAGAACUCCCCACUUUUUCAAGAUUAUUCUUGAAGAGACUCUUCAAGCAAACAUGCUUCGAAUUCCUCGCAAAUUUAUAAGGAAAUAUUGGAAAACUUUAUCCGAAUCGGUGCUUGUCAGGCUUCCAUGCGGUUCAAAAUGGAAUAUGAAGCUGAAAGAAAAGGAGGGAAGUAUUUGGUUAGAGAAGGGUUGGCCAGAAUUUGCAAAGCAUUACUCCAUAAAAAGAGGCAGCAUGUUAAUUUUUAAAUAUGUGGGGUAUUCUGAGUUUCAUGUUGUCAUAUGUGAUACUAGUACUGCUGAGAUAGAUUAUCCUUAUGAUAACAUUGACUUACAAUUCCAAGUUCCUAAGAAGGAAGCUGUUGAAGAUGAUUGUGUCGAAAUCUCGUAUCAUUUUUCGCCUUCCUCCGGUGCCAAAACAAGGGAGAAAUCUUCAUAUUUACCUUGUUCUCGGCCUCAGAACAAGAGAAAAAGAACAACAAGUCCUACUGAAUUCAAAGGUAGAAAUAGCCCUUACAUAUCUUUGGCUGAAAAAAAUAUAAUUCUUGCAAGAGUUUCCUUUGAAUCUGAAAGACCUUUUUUCAAGGCUGUUAUGCAACCAUCAUAUGUUAAAGCUGAGUUUUUUAAUGUACCACAAAAAUUUGCAUAUAGAUACCUUAAGGAUCAAGGCGAUGCUGUUCUUUGUGUUCCAAAUGGUAAAAAUUGGUCUGUGCAACUUAGAACAAGCAUUCUAAGACAUGAGUAUUCUAUUUCUAGACUCUGUUGUGGUUGGCACAAAUUUGUGAAUGACAAUAAAAUAGAAGUUGGCGAUGUCUGCAUUUUCGAGCUUCUUGAUGGAACUGAAAUUGCAUUUCAAGUUCACAUUGUCCGCCGCGUUGAAUGUGAAGGUCUUCAAUGGUGUAAAGCAGGUGAUUAUGUUGCUAGCUCUAGUAAGCCAAACAAAGAUGUGAGAGUUAAGAUUGAAAUGGACUGAAGAACUAGCACUUAUUAUAGUGGACAUGGUUGUAGAUCAUGUAAAAAGUUUUUUUUUUGAGAACUAAGUAAAGUUGCUUAUUUGUUUAUUAAGCAAUAUGUUUGUAAUGAGAAUGUUAUUAUCUAGUAGUAACUUUAUCAGAUGAGAGGGUCAGUGGUGCUUAGCACUCUUUUAGGUAUCA
Messenger RNA from Cannabis sativa, 1686 nucleotides. Its product is annotated as B3 domain-containing transcription factor VRN1. NCBI's taxonomy places the organism in Eukaryota, Viridiplantae, Streptophyta, Magnoliopsida, Rosales, Cannabaceae. Gene Ontology annotation, molecular function: DNA binding. The record is from RefSeq and is a predicted model, not a curated record. The transcript has 6 exons. Bases 486 to 1505 code for a protein of 339 amino acids.